This is a messenger RNA of Leishmania mexicana MHOM/GT/2001/U1103, 1563 nucleotides long. RefSeq lists its product as hypothetical. The transcript has a single exon. Lineage: Eukaryota; Euglenozoa; Kinetoplastea; Trypanosomatida; Trypanosomatidae. Bases 1 to 1563 code for a protein of 520 amino acids. The record is from RefSeq and is a predicted model, not a curated record.
AUGACGCAGGAAACCACCCCUCAGCAAAAUGGCGAGCCGGCAGGCCUUUCGUCUCGCCAACGCGCCAGGAAGAACCGCAGUGGCGAGAACGCCGCGCGCGUUAUCAGGGGACUGGAUCUGCUGAGCGAUAGCGGCGAGCGGCGCCCGAACACCGGCCGCCUGCACUGCCCCCCUCCUCACAACAACUUCAGCUCUCCGAGGGAGUUCUUCGCCGGUCCCAGUCAUCCGCCGCGCCUAUUUACGGGCAUUCGCCGCUAUCCCAACGGUAACCGUGACUCGGUAGGUGCCAUGCUGACGGAUGAGUACUUUAUGACCAACUAUGACGACUCCACCAUCACGGGUCGCAACGGUGGUGCGCUGAGGAGAGGGUCUUCGCGCAGCCCUAUGCGUGGUGGCAGUGGGGCCUACGGCUCCGUGGCCAAGCGAGGCGAGGGUGCGUUACGCCAGAAGAAGGCUCACAGGCGGGCCAACUCUAUCAACGGCGCCACAGCGCAGUUUCGCUGCCGAGACGGCCUAACAAACAACUGCAUUGUCACGGCACCGGAGGCACCCUGGCGCUGCGGCGUGAAAAUCACGCACCCGCAGGGUGGAAUGGAUGCGCCGUACUUCGAGGACAACGAUCCACGCCCGCCACGCAACGUCCCUCCGGUGACCGGCAAGCGCCACGUGCCGCCGCCGCAGAAGGACGCGAAGAUGUUCGGCCAGGUUCCUCCGCCGAAGGAGGGCGAGGAUGUGUUCCAGAGCUCGCUGCCGCCGUGCCACAAGACGUCUAACAAGGCGAACGAGUCUGUUGAUGUGCUGAACCUGCACUACUACACCGCUGAUGAGCUUAACGAGAAGCCACACCCGGUCAAGCAGCUGGGCCCCCGCAAGUGCGAAUCUCAGGAACUGCCACCGAGGAAGCCGCCCGUGAUUAAGCCUAUCAACACCCCAGCGAAACAGGAGCACGACGUGCUCGGCACGGGCCGCUGGGGUUUCCCGGAGAAGGAGCACCCGCGCGGCCUCGCCCGUGGCUUGUGCCGCCCGCCGCAUGACACGGCUAACCUGUUCUACGGUGGCAUGCUCCUGGCGGACGACAACGCCGGCUCCGCGCGUCACCAAGAGUCGGUUGGCAGCAAGCCCGGCAGCUUGAGCGCCCGCACGGAUCAGCGCCAUCCCCGCGCGAUGGACUCUCGACGCACCCGCAGCCCCAGCGGCAGUGUGAGCGCUCGCACGGAUUCGCGUUACCCGGCCCAGGGCUCGCGCGUGGCUGCGCAUCCGUCCCGCCAGGGAGAAGCUCAUCAUGGCAGCAGCCGCAGCAGCAGCCCGAAGAAGCGGGCGGACCCCGUGUUCGACGACAACUACCGUCCGCACAGGAUGGUGUUCAAGAAGAAUGCCGGUGACCCGAACAUCCUGCACUACUACGACCCCAACAUCGACUCGAUGCCGGCGGCGCCCCCGAGGCGCCCGAUCCCGCGCUCGAACAUGGAAAGCCACCUCGACGACCUGAACACGCCGCACACCAUCGGGAGGGCCCGUGGUGAGUUCUGCAAAAACUCCCGGUCGACCAUCGCUUUGGUUUAA